Coregonus clupeaformis (lake whitefish) is the source of this 2500-nucleotide messenger RNA. RefSeq names its product protein piccolo-like. Gene Ontology annotation, molecular function: structural constituent of presynaptic active zone; metal ion binding. Gene Ontology annotation, biological process: protein localization to synapse; presynaptic active zone assembly. The record is from RefSeq and is a predicted model, not a curated record. Lineage: Eukaryota; Metazoa; Chordata; Actinopteri; Salmoniformes; Salmonidae. Bases 131 to 2500 code for a protein of 789 amino acids. Gene Ontology annotation, cellular component: GABA-ergic synapse; cytoskeleton of presynaptic active zone; glutamatergic synapse. The transcript has 4 exons.
CAUGUCUCUGGAUCGUAGGUGAUGAUGGCGGUGGAUAAGCAGCAUCGCUGAGUUAAGCGUUUUAUAUUAAUAUAAUUAUAAAAACAGUCGAAUAAUACAAUUAGUCUCCUCGGUCUCCUAACCAGAGACGAUGGGCAACGAAGGAAGCAUCGAGGGAAGCGGACAACCCGGGGAACCGGGCUCCAUCUCUAUGGUGGGAGCUCCCGGUUCCAUUUCAGCACCGGGCUCUGGACAGCACAUCAAGCCCGCCAAUGGUGCUGUUGCCGGGGGAGGAAUGGGUGGCGGACCGGGGAUGAAUAGGGUUCCUAUGGGGAGUCCUAAACCUGGGAUGCAGCUUGGCUAUGGAGGAAUGGCUGGAGGAAUGGGUGGAGGGGGAGGUCAGAGACUGGCCAACCAAGAGAGCCACAGGCCGAUGCAGCAGUCUAGCUCAGGCUCCGACCAUGGCUCUGGCCCAGGCCACGGCCCAGGGCAGGGUCAGGGCCAUGGGCCAGGUAUGGGUGCUGGGAUGGGUGGCGGUCAGGGUCAGCAUGGCCAGAGUCCCGGUCAGCCCGGUCAGCACGCCUCCAGACAGAACCUCCAGGUGGACUUCAGCAGCUCGGGAGGCCGGACGGGUCGAUCCUCCUCGGCAUCUCCGGACCGGGGGAUCACCCCCACCUCGCCCUACUCGGUGCCUCAGAUCGCCCCCAUGCCCGUCAGCAAGCUGUGCCCCCUCUGCUCCACAGCAGAGCUGACCAACCCGCCGGCCCUGCCAAACUACAACACCUGCACGCAGUGCCGCUCCACCGUCUGCAACCAGUGUGGCUUCAACCCCAACCCCCAUCUCACAGAAGUCCAGGAGUGGCUCUGUCUCAACUGCCAGAUGCAGAGGGCCUUGGGUAUUGACAUGACCACCCCACGCUCCAAGAGCCAGAAGCAGAUCCACUCUCCAUCCCACCAAGCCAAACCCAUAGUCCAGCCACCACCUGUUCAGCCAGCUCAGCCAGCAGCCCAGCCAAAACCCCAGCCUCAGCCCCAGGCCCAGCCCCCACCACAGUCAAUACCUCACUCCCAGCCCCACCACCAACCCUACGGUCAAUCCCAGCCCCAGGCCCAGCCCUAUGGUCAAUCCCAGUCCCAGGCCCAGCUCUAUGGUCAAUCCCAGCCCCAGUCCUUUGGCAAAACUCAGCCCCAGCCCUAUGGUCAAUCCAAGCCUCAGCAACAGCCCUACAACCAAACUCAGCCCCAGCCAUAUGGUCAAUCCCAGACCUAUGGCCAUUCCCAGCCUCAGCAACAGCCCUAUGGUCAAUCCCAGCCCCAUCAACAGCCCUACAGCCAAACUCAGCCCCAGCCAUAUGGUCAAUCCCAGCCCCAGCAACAGCUCUACGGCCAAAGCCAGCCCCAGCAACAGCCUUAUGGCCAAACCCAGCCUCAGGUCAAACCCCAAGCUCAGCAUCAGCCACAGCCCUCUCCUGGCCUACAGAGACACCCUGUAGCCGGCUCUGCCUCCCUACCCGGGUCAACGACAAGCUCCCCACAGCACAUCCCAUAUGGCCAGAGAGGGCCUGGAGGUCCCGGCCAGCCUCGGAUCCCCCACCCUGGGGCAGUCCCCCUGGUGGGCAUGGUCAAGGCUCCCUCCCAGCCAGACCUUGGCCGAGGCUCCCCGAUGCACCAGGGCGGCCGCCAGGCUGCCAGCGCUGGCUCGUCGCCAUCCCAUCGACACGCCGCCCCACAUGGGCAACCGCCCCAGGACGGCCUGACAAAACUGUUUGGCUUUGGGGCGUCGCUACUCAACCAGGCGGCCAGCACCCUAGCCUCUGUGGACCCCCUCUCAGGGACACCAUCCUCCCAGCCCUCCCCUGCCAGGGGUGGGCCUUCCAAGAAACAACAAGGACCUCCUGGUGCCAAACCAUUCCAGACAGGUGGCCCCCAUGCACCACAGAUGGAUGGCCCUCAUGCACCGCAAAUGGGUGGCCCGCAAGCACCCCAGAUCGGUGACCCACAUGCAUCCCAAAUGGGUGGCCCUCAUGCACCACAAAUGGGUGGCUCUGAUGCACCCCAGAUGGGUGGCCCACAUGCACCCCAAAUGGGUGGCCCUCAUGCACCACAGAUGGGUGGCCCUCAUGCACCGCAAAUGAGUGGACCGCAUGCACCAACUCAGAUUGGUGGCCCGUAUGCACCACAAAUGGGUGGCCCCGAGCGGUCAACUCAGAAAGGGCCCCAACAGCAGCAAUCACCUGUGCAUCAUCAGAAGGGACCACAGCAACAACAACAGCAGCGGCAGCAGCCCGCCAGACAGGAGCCUGUUCCCAAGCCGGUGGAGCCCGAGAAGCCCAAAGUCAACUGCCCCCUGUGCAAGACGGAGCUCAACAUCGGCAGCACAGCUGAGCCGCCCAACUACAACUCCUGCACCCAGUGCCACACCCAGGUCUGCAACUUGUGUGGAUUCAACCCCGCGCCUCACCUGGAGAACCAACUGCCCAUGCCCUCAAUGCCCAAAAGCCCGGCACAGCCCAGCUCCUGA